AUGGAAUUCUUUGUAAUUCUUACCCUCCUGUUCUUGGUGAUAGGUGCCUCCUUGUACUUGUUAGUCUGCGUAGAUCCCAACUCCCCAGGAUUGCUGGGGAUGAUGAACAGAUUCGUAUUCAACACCAUCCCAGCGAUAUUCAAGAAAAUAUUGGGAGAACGCAUCUUCAAAGUAUUUUCAAGAGGAAUAGAUUAUUUCUUCUAUUCAAACCAUCCCCUAGUUUAAAUAUUCUAUGUAUUGGUCGCAGUGGGAGGCUAUUUGGUUUAUCUGUACUUUGGAUUUCUUGAAUUAUUCAAUAACAACCCUUUAGUAUCCCACCUCGACACAGCAAUCGGAUCAACAAUGGCACUCUUUUGUUUCUACUCCUUCUUUCAAGCAUGUCGAUACAAACCAGGAAUAAUAAAUAAGGAGAACAACAAAGAGUAUGUCAAUUAAUACAAGGAGUACUAUGACAAUGUGGUGUAUUUGAAAGAGAAUCAUUGCAAAACGUGCAACAUCAUCAAACCAGCAAGAAGCAAACAUUGCCGAGUGUGCAAUGUGUGUGUUAGUCGCUUUGACCAUCACUGUGUAUGGAUCAGAUAAUGUGUUGGGUAAAAGAAUUACAAGUACUUUGUCAAAUUCAUCAUCACCCAUGCCAUCCUCUGUGAUUAUGGAGCUUAUUUGGGUUUCCGUUGCUUAUGGGGAAUCAUCAUAAAAGAGAAACUCCUAGAAGCACAAUUCAGAGAUCCUGUGACAAAGUAGAGAUUGUAAGCCACUUGGGGAAUCAUAGCACAAUAUUUGUUCUACAAAAACACCAUGUACAUUUUCAUUGUCAUUCUGUGUAUCGUAAUGGGCAUUGCAUUGACAUGCUUUGCUCUUUACCAUCUCUAUAUGAUUGGAUAGGAUACCACUACUAAUGAAAGAAUGAAGAGAAGUGAUUUCUUGAAUUUCUUUGAUGAAGAGACUGAACGUUUAGAAAAGCAACUUAAAGAUGCACAAACUCCAGAGGAUAUUAAGUAGGCGACUACUAAAUUGGAAUAAGUCAAACAAUGUCAAUAAAAGAUCAUCACAACCAAAUCUAUAGGAAUUUGGAGGGGAUUGAAAAGUGUGUUUAAUGAACCAGAUGAUUUGGAUUAGAACCCUAAAGUUAAAAAUAAAAAAAGAUGA
This is a messenger RNA of Paramecium tetraurelia, 1146 nucleotides long. RefSeq lists its product as uncharacterized. The transcript is spliced from 3 exons. Gene Ontology annotation, biological process: protein targeting to membrane; peptidyl-L-cysteine S-palmitoylation. Gene Ontology annotation, cellular component: Golgi apparatus; endoplasmic reticulum. Lineage: Eukaryota; Ciliophora; Oligohymenophorea; Peniculida; Parameciidae. Gene Ontology annotation, molecular function: protein-cysteine S-palmitoyltransferase activity. The record is from RefSeq and is a predicted model, not a curated record.